Pecten maximus is the source of this 622-nucleotide messenger RNA. RefSeq lists its product as uncharacterized. The transcript is spliced from 4 exons. NCBI's taxonomy places the organism in Eukaryota, Metazoa, Mollusca, Bivalvia, Pectinida, Pectinidae. The record is from RefSeq and is a predicted model, not a curated record. The coding region runs from base 176 to 622 and encodes 148 amino acids.
GUCAGUCGUUUCAAAAGUUUCACGUUUUUGAGAUUAUGAUAAAUACUGACGACAGAAGAGUCACAGCCCAAUAAGAUGAGUGAAAACGAUUUGAUUUUAUGUCCAUUAUUCCUGGUAUAAGCAUUUUAAUGACUUGUCAAAUUUAAAGAAAGAAAAACAAAGAAAUAGUAGAAAAAUGGAUUAUUCUCAAAAGAUUCCAUCAUAUAAUUUCAUGUAUAAUCCGUCCCAACGUAGAUCUCGAGGUCCGGGGAAAUUGAUAACAGCAGCUAGCGUAGUUUUAGGAUUUGGAAUCAUCCUCACCAUCCUUAACAUCUACGAACUACACAAGAUGAAGGAAGACCACAUGAUUCAUAUUCAACCAGCGACAGAGGGGAAAACAGGAACAUUUGGAUCCAAGCAACCUGUUGUAUGGGUGGAAGGAAAACAUCUAGGAACAGGCUACCUGAAGCAUGUGUUCACAGUGUUUGACAGAAUUGGGUAUGCUGUUGGUGACAGCGAGUCUACGUGGGAUGUCCUCUGGUCACACGAAUAUCCAUUUGAAACUUUGUCCAAGAAAUUGGCAGAUCUUAAACCUCAUCAAAGGGUAACUACCAUCAAUGAUUUAUAUGCUACAGCAUAUUAA